CGUAUCAAACGUUUAGCAAACGCUGAAGCAAAACGAGUUCCGUCCGAUGAAAUAUAUUUCAAAUACUAUAUAGCCUACGAAUCAUGUCGGUUGGAACUGUGCUGCUGACGGCGCUGCUGGCGCUAGUUGGCUAUCUGGUGAUGAAGUGGCGCAGCACGAUGCGGUACUGGCAGGACUUGGGUAUUCCCUGUGAGGAGCCACACAUCCUAAUGGGCAGCUUGAAGGGCGUGCGAACUGCGCAUUCGUUUAACGAGAUCUGGACGAGAAAUUACAGAAAGUUCCGUGGAACCGGACCAUUCGCUGGCUUCUAUUGGUUCACCCGGCCGUCUGUUUUGGUGCUGGAAACAUCGCUGGCAAAGCAGAUCCUGAUCAAGGAGUUCAACAAGUUCACGGACCGCGGCUUCUUCCACAAUGCCGAGGACGAUCCUUUGUCCGGCCACUUGUUUUUACUUGAUGGCCAAAAGUGGAAGUCCAUGAGGAACAAGCUCACCUCCACGUUCACGUCCGGUAAAAUGAAGUACAUGUUUCCCACUGUGGUCAAGGUGGCUAAUGAAUUCACCGAUGUUUUUGGCCAAUAUGUGGCAAAGUCCCCAGUUGUCGAGGUGAAGGAGCUUUUGGCGCGAUUCACCACCGAUGUUAUAGGCACCUGUGCCUUCGGCAUCGAGUGCAGCAGCCUGAAGGAGCCCGAUUCAGAGUUCCGGGAGAUGGGUCGACGGUCCCUAACCGAGCGGCGGCUGGGAGCAGUUGGAAUCGUAUUCGUCAAUAGCUUUCCCAAACUCGCGCGUCGCCUCCACAUGAAAAUGACAGCGGAGCCCAUCGAAAGUUUCUUCAUGCGCAUCGUUAGGGAAACCGUAACCUACAGAGAGCAACAUAAUAUUCGUCGGAACGAUUUCAUGGAUCAAUUGAUCGAUUUGAAAAACAAGCCACUGAUGAUGUCACAAUCCGGGGAGACUGUUAACCUAACCAUCGAGGAGAUCGCAGCGCAAGCUUUUGUAUUCUUUGCGGCUGGCUUCGAAACCUCGUCGACCACCAUGGGAUUCGCCCUGUACGAACUGGCCCAGCAUCAGGACAUUCAGGACCGGGUGAGGGAGGAGUGCCAGGAGGUAUUUAAGAAGUGCAACGGGGAGUUGAACUACGAAAGUAUGAAGGAUUUGGUCUAUUUAGACCAGGUUAUAUCGGAAACCCUUCGAUUGUACACCGUACUUCCUGUCCUGAAUCGCGAGUGCCUGGAGGACUAUGUGGUUCCCGGACAUCCCAAAUACGUAAUCAAAAAAGGAAUGCCUAUCUUGAUCCCUUGUGGAGCCAUGCACCGCGACGAGAAGCUGUAUGCCAAUCCAAACACCUUUGACCCCGACAACUUCUCCCCCGAUCGUGUGAAGGAACGCGAUUCCGUGGAGUGGCUUCCGUUCGGCGAUGGUCCCAGGAACUGCAUCGGGAUGCGAUUUGGUCAAAUGCAGGCCAGGAUUGGACUGGCUCUCCUGAUCAAUAACUUCAAGUUCUCAGUUUGCGAGAAGACUACCAUUCCCAUGGCAUACGACAAGGAAAUGUUCCUCAUUGCCAGUGAAUCUGGCAUCUAUCUUAAGGCUGAGCGAGUGUAAUGCCUUUUAUAAAAAAUGUUGAUGGCAAAUA
This is a messenger RNA of Drosophila erecta, 1629 nucleotides long. RefSeq names its product probable cytochrome P450 6a21. The coding region runs from base 84 to 1598 and encodes 504 amino acids. The record is from RefSeq and is a predicted model, not a curated record. Gene Ontology annotation, molecular function: monooxygenase activity; iron ion binding; heme binding. Lineage: Eukaryota; Metazoa; Arthropoda; Insecta; Diptera; Drosophilidae. The transcript is spliced from 2 exons.